AUGGUCAUUCAAAUUAUUCAAAAUCACUCAAGUUCAAUCAUUCGAGCGUCUUUCAUUCACUCAUAUUACAGUAUAUGUCAUUUCGAGAUUACAAAACAGAGUUACAAAGGUCCAAAUAAACUUUUACAAAAAAAAAGAAAAAAGGGAAAAACAUGGGAGAAACUUCAACUUGCUGCAAGGGUUAUUGUUGCAAUUGAGAAUCCUCAGGAUAUUAUUGUUCAAUCUGCUAGACCUUAUGGACAGAGAGCUGUUCUCAAAUUUGCUCAGUAUACUGGUGCUCAUGCUAUCGCUGGAAGACACAUUCCUGGAAUUUUUACUAAUCAGCUUCAAACUUCAUUCAGCGAGCCGCGUCUUCUCAUCCUCACUGACCCAAGAACUGAUCACCAGCCAAUUAAAGAAGCAGCUCUUGGGAAUAUUCCCACAAUUGCUUUCUGUGACACUGAUUCUCCUAUGCGAUAUGUUGACAUUGGAAUUCCUGCCAACAACAAAGAGAUAGGAAUCUCGAAUCUUCAAUCUACUAAGGUAUUGAUCCGGCUUCUAUGGAAAAACAAAGCUCAUUCUCAUGAGGAAACUCCUAGCCCGUCCACAUACGUUCCUAGAUUUCUUCGAAUGGUACCAUUAACCUUAGAACUUAAGAAAACAGCUGGUGUCUUUGUUGAAACUGCAUGGGCAGUGAUAAUGAGUGCAACAAAAGAUGAAGCUCUGAGAGCCAAAGAAAUUGCUGAGAAUAGAUUGCAGACUGUUGAUUUUGCAGUGGCACUGAAGUUUGCUAUGAAAGAUCAGCGACUGUUUCCUGAUACCCAGAACAUUACUCAGAUCAUUACUAUUUAUGAGGUUCACUAUGCUUCUCAGAACAAACUCUCUACAUCUGAUAUGAACUGGUAUGGAAUUCUUCUAACUGAUAAAUUUUCUAAAGAAGCAAUGAUAAAGAGACAGUAUAGAAAACUUGCACCGCUACUUCAUCCUGAUAAAAAUAAAUCUGCUGGAGCAGAGGCCUCUUUCAAGUUGAUUGUGGAAGCUAACAGAAUAUUGAGUGACCCAGCAAAGCGUUCUUUAUAUCACAUGAAGAUUAGCCGCCUUGCUGGAAUUAAAGCACCUCAGGAUCCAUCCUAUCACCAUAAUCUUCACACUUCUUCAACACAAAUCCCGCUGGCCACUUGGAACUCAACCUGUAAAAUCGCAUAA
Molecule: messenger RNA, 1185 nt
Organism: Vicia faba (fava bean)
Lineage: Eukaryota; Viridiplantae; Streptophyta; Magnoliopsida; Fabales; Fabaceae
Source: the annotation of a GenBank genome assembly